Molecule: messenger RNA, 381 nt
Organism: Mesitornis unicolor (brown roatelo)
Lineage: Eukaryota; Metazoa; Chordata; Aves; Mesitornithiformes; Mesitornithidae
Product: 15-hydroxyprostaglandin dehydrogenase [NAD(+)]-like
Exons: 3
Coding region: 1-381 (126 amino acids)
Cellular component (GO): cytoplasm
Molecular function (GO): oxidoreductase activity, acting on the CH-OH group of donors, NAD or NADP as acceptor
Source: RefSeq, a predicted model, not a curated record
AUGCACGUCAAUGGCAAGGUGGCCCUGGUCACUGGCGGGGCGCAGGGUAUCGGCAGGGCUUUCGUUCAGGCGCUGCUAGGCAAGGGCGCGAAGGUGGCCCUGCUGGACCGCAACUCCGAGGCCGGGCAGGAGAGCAAGGCGGUCCUGGAUGAGCAGUUUGAAGCUCAGAGGACGGUGUUCAUCCAGUGCGACGUUACGGAUCCGGAGCAGCUAAAAGGUGCUUUCAAAAAAGUAACUGAACAUUUUGGAAGGCUGGAUAUUGUGGUUAAUAAUGCUGGAGUGAACAAUGAGAAGGACUGGGAAAGCACUAUACAAAUUAACUUGGUAAGCAUUAUCUCCUUUCAUGUGUUCAUACUUUAUUUAAUGCUGGAAUACACUUAA